This is a messenger RNA of Hirundo rustica (Barn swallow), 1253 nucleotides long. Its product is annotated as neuropeptide Y receptor type 6-like. Gene Ontology annotation, cellular component: plasma membrane; neuron projection. Lineage: Eukaryota; Metazoa; Chordata; Aves; Passeriformes; Hirundinidae. Gene Ontology annotation, molecular function: neuropeptide binding; neuropeptide Y receptor activity. The coding region runs from base 5 to 1123 and encodes 372 amino acids. The record is from RefSeq and is a predicted model, not a curated record. The transcript has a single exon. Gene Ontology annotation, biological process: G protein-coupled receptor signaling pathway.
CAGGAUGGAUAAAGCUGUUCAGCAUCCCAGUGAGAUCCUGAAUCACACUAUCUCUAACAUCAGCCUUUCUCAGUUCUUGAACUUUGAUACAUGCCAGCUUUCCUCCCUUGCAGAAUUCUUGCUCAUUACAGCUUACACACUGGUUACACUAGUGGGGCUUGUUGGAAAUCUUUGCUUAAUUACUAUAAUAAAGAGACGGAAAGAAGCUCAAAAUGUCACCAACAUUUUGAUUGCCAACCUCUCUUUAUCAGAUGUCUUGAUCUGUAUCAUGUGCAUUCCUGUCACAGUUGCAUAUACCUUAAUGGACCACUGGAUAUUUGGGGAAGCAAUGUGUAAAAUAGGCUCUUUCAUACAAAGUCUAUCCGUCACAGUCUCCAUUUUCUCACUUGUACUCAUUGCUAUUGAGAGAUAUCAGCUGAUUGUCAACCCACGUGGCUGGAAGCCUAAUAUUUCACAUGCUUAUUGGGGAAUUCUUUGCAUCUGGGGACUUUCCCUCAUCAUAUCCACUCCUUUUUUAGUGUUCCACCAAAUAACAGACGAACCCUUCAAACACCUGUCUUUCUACAGUGAUUUCUACAAGAACAAGGUUGCUUGCAUCGAAGCCUGGCCGUCUCUUACAGAGAGACUGAUUUUCACCACUAGCCUGCUGGUUUUCCAGUACUGCUUCCCACUGGGGUUUAUCUUUAUCUGCUACCUCAGGAUAUUUGUAUAUCUUCGAAGGCAACGUGGUAAAAUAGACAGGUUGAGAGAGAAUGAGAACAGGCUGAGUGAAAACAAAAGGAUCAAUAUGAUGCUGGUAUCAAUUGUUGUGACCUUUGCAGCUUGCUGGCUGCCUCUCAAUAUAUUCAAUGUGGUUUUUGACUGGAACUACGAGGCACUAAUGAGCUGUAAUCAUAACCUGGCAUUUACGAUCUGCCACCUUGUGGCCAUGAUCUCGACGUGCAUCAAUCCCAUCUUUUACGGAUUUCUGAACAGGAACUUUCAGAAGGAUUUGGUAGUAUUAGCUCACCACUGCAGAUGCUCAGCAUCACAAGAGGAAUAUGAAAAUAUCGCCCUUUCAAACCUGCAGACAGAUGCAUCUAAGGGGUCUCUGAAAAUAAAUAAUUCCCAUGUGGAUAUAUAAAACAAUUUAACUGCAGUUUCCAAAAUUCUGUAUUUUGUUGCAGAUGGCCUUUUUCUGCAGGUCUUGGUCAUGUUACUACCAAGUUUAGAGGAAGUCUUUGCCACUUAGUUCAGCAAAACCAGGAUUAUGU